Molecule: messenger RNA, 501 nt
Organism: Oikopleura dioica
Lineage: Eukaryota; Metazoa; Chordata; Appendicularia; Copelata; Oikopleuridae
Source: the annotation of a GenBank genome assembly
AUGCGUUUUACUCUCGCUCGAUUGAAUUACAAAGUCCCGUAUCUUGGCAAGUGGAACAAGGUGCCAGGCGAUUACACUGGAGGAAAGCAUAUUUUGCCACCAAAGAUCACAGCAAAGGAUCGAGAGAGGACGCUCAAGGAGCUCUGGAGGGAGGCUCGAAACGAAAUGUGGCUUGUCAGAAACAAAAGAGAGGCUGUCAGACAAAACGUUGCUCCAAGAGUGUCAUUCCAGCGACCAAGAAGCGUAGAAGAAAGAACCUAUGAAUCAAAGCGACUCACUCAUGACUUGGCACUCGGGCCUGAUGUUACUUUUGAGGACCGUUUCAUGAACAUAGCUCAACGGGGAAAUCAAUGGACAAAACCAACUCAUGUCAAAUAUCCUUAUCUGCAGCAGCAUUUAGAAACUGGAAUUAACCCUAAAAAGCUUCAUGCGCAUUAUCCUGUCGCUGUUGAAAAACCUUUAUCAUGGCAAGAUGUCAAAGGCUUUGGCCAAAAGAAAUAA